Molecule: messenger RNA, 1119 nt
Organism: Xenopus laevis (African clawed frog)
Lineage: Eukaryota; Metazoa; Chordata; Amphibia; Anura; Pipidae
Gene: t2r7.L
Product: taste receptor type 2 member 102
Exons: 1
Coding region: 82-1059 (325 amino acids)
Source: RefSeq, a predicted model, not a curated record
AUCAAACAGUUUAUACUGAGUACAAAAAGUGACUUUAAGGACAUUUGCCACCAGAUCAUCCCAUGCUUCCAGUACAGAGAAAUGGGCACAGAUAUAGAAAGCAAGCAAGACGUUUAUAACAUGUAUUGGGCCAUAUUUUGUGGGAUUAUAAUUGCGACCGGGCUGGUAGUGAAUGCAUUUAUCACGCUUGUUAACAUCAUUGACUGGUCAAGGGAACGAAGUCUGAAGCUCUGUGAUAAGGUCUUAUCGGUAUUGUGUUUGACCAGAUUUCUCUUACUAUGGUUUUUUUUGUUGGAAUUGAUUGGGGGGUUCAUGCAACUCAUCCACUUCUCCGCCUUUGGCACAUUCUGUAUUUUUUACAUAUUUGAGCUUUCUCUGGAUUAUUUCAGUCGCUGGUUGGCUAUGUGGCUCAGUGUCCUCUAUUAUGUGAUGAUCACAAUUUCUAAACAUGCUUUGGUGCUACGUCUGAAGUCGAGGAUCCCUAUGAUCACAAGGUACAUCCUCGGGGGGUCCAUGUUGAUUUCCAUCCUUGCAGCAACGAGUUUCUCUUUGAGUGGUGAAGAGUAUCCUUGUGUACAGAACACUGGGACCAAUGUCACUGGCAACGUGACUUCUCAAUUUACUCAACCAUUUAUAUUGACUUCAGUUUUUCUUGGACAAUGUUUACCUUAUAUGAUCGAAAUCAUUUCCUCCCUGUAUCUUCUCUGUACAUUGUUUAUUCACGUGAAGCGCAGAGUUUCAAGUGCUUCUUCCCCCAACAUGGAUGCUCAUUGGUCUGUUAUGAGAUACAUUCUUGUAUUGAAUCUCCUGUCUAUGUGCAAUUUUCUUGGUAACCUUUCUAUCUGGUUCUGGAUGUCUUAUAAUGAUCUCCUUGGAAUUUCACUUGGUUAUAUAUUGGUCUAUUCAUAUCCAGUCCUGCAUUCAAUAGUUUUUAUCCCAAGCAAUUCAAAGCUGAAAAGGGAAAUACGACAUUUAUUCCAUUGUACAAAACUAUUUUGUUGCUCCAUGAAAGACCAGCUGGACUCCAGAGCUCAAACUGUUCCCCAAAGAUCUGUCUGAUGUGGUUGUGCUUUAGCAAUCCUUUAAAUAUCACUUAUCAGAUUUAUUUGUCUAAAGUUG